AUGGCUGGGGUGCGAAUGCCAGAACUACCUCCUGCGACAGCCGGCGUGGGCAGAGCGCCCCAGUGGCCCCCCCGCAAUGGCAGCGAGGCUGAAGGCAGAGGCUGGGGGGGCUCCCCGGAGCGGGACCCAGCGAGCGGAGCCCCCCCGGGGACCCCGAGCAAUGGCACCAGCCCCGGGGGGGCCCCGUCGGCCGGCGACACCCCGCUGGGACCCCAGCUAGAGCCCCCCGGGGGGGGCACGGCCUCCACCACGGACCCGGCCGGGCGCCUCGCAGGGUGCCCGGGGUGUGCCGGGGAGGGCGACGCCAGCGCUCUGCCCCCCACGCCCGGCUCGGCGGAGGACAGCGAGGCGGCCACCGGUGUCACCUGGCCCGGCGACGGCGGCGCGGUGGCGGUGGCCAUCGGCAGCCCCGAGGAGGCCGGCAGCGGCGAGCAGCCCACGCGGGCCUCGCUGCACGGAGCCGGGUUCCUGGGGGGGCUCACGGCCGCCCCGCCGAGCCUCCCCGGCCUCCCCAGCCCCGGCCUCCCCAGCCCGGGGCUCGGCACCGAUUCGGCCGAAUCCGACCUGCUGAUGGCGGCUGGGGGCUCGGCCGCGGUGCAGCCCCCGGUGCCGGGGGACUCGGGGCAGGAGCUCUGGCUGGCCUCAUCCAGCCCGGCCCCGGCGCAGGGGGCUCGUGGCCGCACGGACCGGACCUGGCUGGACGUGCAGGAGCCCGUCACCGCCACGCCGGGCACGGCCGAGCCGCCGGCGCCCGAGAUCAUCGACGUCGACUACUACGACCUGUUCGAGGGCGGCGAGGGGCUGGGGGGCGGCCGGGGGGCGGCCGGCUCGGCGAGGCGGGAGCCGGGCGGCGGGGCCACGCCGUGGGCCCUCCACGAGCUGUACGACGACUUCACGCCCUUCGACGAGUCCGAUUUCUACCCCACCACCUCCUUCUACGCCGAGGGGGAUGAGGAGGAGGAAGAGGAGGACGAGCUGGAAGAGGAGGAUGAGGAGGACGAGGAGGAAGACGGGGGCCUGGAGGACGAGAACGGCUACCGGCCGCCCGCCUCGGCCGUGCCCCGCGUCCCACCAGCACCGCGGGGACCCCGACCCAGCGCCCGGCCGCCAAAGCCCCCCGGUGCCGCGGGGGGCAGCCCCCCAGCACCGCCGCGGCCCGGGGAGCGCCUGGUGCCGGAGAACGGCACCGAGUGCCGGAGCGGCUUCGUGCGGCACAACGGCUCCUGCCGCUCCGUCUGCGACCUCGUCCCCAGCUACUGCCACAACGGCGGCCAGUGCUACCUGGUGGAGGGCCUCGGGGCUUUCUGCAGGUGCAACACGCAGGACUACACGUGGCACAAGGGGACGCGCUGCGAGUCCAUCGUCACCGACUUCCAGGUGCUGUGCGUGGCCGUGGGCUCGGCCGCCCUGGUGCUGCUGCUGCUCUUCAUGCUGACCGUCUGCUUCGCCAAGAAGCUCUACCUGCUCAAGACGGAGAACAGCAAACUGCGCAAGACCAAAUACCGCACCCCGUCCGAGCUGCACAACGACAACUUCUCCCUCUCCACCAUCGCCGAGGGCUCCCACCCAAACGACGACCCCAACGCCCCCCACAAGCUGCAGGACUCCCUCAAGUCCUGCCUGAAGGACGAGGAGCCGCCGAGCAUCCACAGCGCGGCGCCGGCCCCGCAGGAGGGCGGCAAGGGGGAGCCGGGGGGCUGCGGGGUGCCCUGCCUGCACAACAACCUGGCGUAGGGCGCGGGGGGGCCCGCUGCCCGCCUCCGUGUCCCCCCCCCCCUCCUGCCCGUGGCAUGCUUUGGUGU
Molecule: messenger RNA, 1802 nt
Organism: Cygnus atratus (black swan)
Lineage: Eukaryota; Metazoa; Chordata; Aves; Anseriformes; Anatidae
Gene: CSPG5
Product: chondroitin sulfate proteoglycan 5
Exons: 5
Coding region: 1-1734 (577 amino acids)
Biological process (GO): nervous system development
Source: RefSeq, a predicted model, not a curated record